AUGGUGGCAGUGAAUAAUAUUUUCAAGUACCUAAAACGAACUUCAUCUUUAGGCAUAUGGUAUCCUGCGAACUCAGGCUUCUUCGUUCAAGCGUUUUCGGAUGCUGAUCUUGGUGGGUGCAGCUUAGAUAGAAAAAGCACGAGUGGUGGAUGCCAAUUUCUUGAUGUCAAGUUAGUUAGUUGGCAGUCCAAAAAGCAAACAUUCGUUUCGUUAUCGACAGCCGAAGCUGAGUACAUCGUUGCUGCAUCUUGUACUUCUCAAGUUAUCUUGCUAAAACAAAUGAUGGGACAGAGAAAGGUGCUUAUACCUUUACAAGAAGUUAAGGACUUUGAAAUGUUGGAGAUAAAGGUUGUUGACACAACAUUUGAAGAUAAGAUUUUGAAAUAA
Molecule: messenger RNA, 387 nt
Organism: Lactuca sativa (garden lettuce)
Lineage: Eukaryota; Viridiplantae; Streptophyta; Magnoliopsida; Asterales; Asteraceae
Source: RefSeq, a predicted model, not a curated record